Pelagomonas calceolata is the source of this 2094-nucleotide messenger RNA. Lineage: Eukaryota; Pelagophyceae; Pelagomonadales; Pelagomonadaceae. The record is from the annotation of a GenBank genome assembly.
AUGCCCCCCAAGAAGAAGAAAGCCGCCAAGAAGGGCUCCAGCAAAGAACCGAAAAAGAAGACCGCCGGUAAAAAAGACAAGUCUCCUAAGAAAGGAGGGAAAUCCAAGAGCCCCUCGAAGGGCAAAGGCGGCAAGGGCAAGAAAGGAAAGGGCAAGGAAAAUAAGCCUGAGUCCGACUCGGAGGAAGAAGAACCGCCGCCGCCGACGGAGCGCGAGCUGUGGUUACAAGAUGGCGGGAUUCUGCCGCAGAUGACGUGUGGCGCGGAAGAUUUGUUGCGGUACGAAUUGCUGAAGCACGACGAGCGGGAACUGUCUUCAACCAUCGAGGAGAGGCCCCAGUUCGCGUCGUGCAACGGCUACUCGUUAAAUUGGCUCCCGGACGUCAAUAAAAAGUGGCGGCCGACGCCUAAUCUACCAAAUCCACUACUCAAGUCCGACAAAUUACCGAGACUCGGUAAGAGCCACGAACCGGACCGGAAAGGCGUCGAACGGUGCUGGUUGUUGCUACGGUCGCAUUUCGAGCCCAUCGAACCUCCCCCCACAAUAGAUGAGGCAGAAGAAAAGCGGAAGCAGGAGGUCGCCGAGGCUGUUACGUUGAUCCACCGCUUCGUGAGACGGUUUUGUCACGUGAAGAUGGCCGUCGACGCGUUCUUGAAACCUCCACCGAUCGAGGCGCCAAAAAGUCCGGUCUCGGACACAGGCCCCUCGGAUGCUUUUGUGUUGCCUCUGGAAGACAAACAUAAACUACUGGCGCCGCGCAAGGCGUCGCUGCGGGGCUUCUACGACUUCCUCGAAAGCAGCGGAGAGAAAUUUGACGGGGGCUACCCUUAUGAUGAUGCGAAGUGGCGGCCCCUGCAGCUGCUCAUAAGGGAGCACUACUUCGUGCCCCAACACAGCACGCAGUGCGAGGUCAAGCCCCUGUCUUCGGCCGCGGCGUUCGCGCUCGACGCGAUCGAUAACCGAGUAGAUGCGAUCCACCUCCCGGAGAACCGGCCUCGCGUCCUCAAACCCCGUAGAAGGAAGGAGGACCUGCAGCACCGGCCGCUGUCGCCGCGGGAGGCCGUGGACGUGGCCCAUGACGUCGCGCAAGGAAAUUUGGAGGUGGCCGAGUUUGUGGACCAGGACGCGUGCAACGCGCCGGACGUGCACGGCGACCGGCCCCUGACUGUUGCUGUCCUCGCGGGCAAGAUCCGAGCUUUAUGUUUACUCUUGGAGAGAGGCGCGUGGCCGUCGGCGCCGUCCUGCUCGCCCUACGGCAACGGCGCCACGCCCUUACACUACGCCUGUGCGCGUGCGGAUGCGGACUGCGUCCAUAUACUGUUGAGAGGCGGCGCGGAUCCCAAUGCCACGACCACCAACGGCGAAGUCCCUCUCCACUACUUGUGUCGGGCGCCUCUACCAGUCUCGAAGGACGAGUCAGAUGACGAGGCGGAGGACAAGGAGGCGCCCGACGCGAAUCUCACGCAUAUCGCGAAACUACUUAUAGAUUUUGGAGCCCAUCCGGACGGGUACGAAGACCGAACUUUGAAUCGCGGAGACCCGCCGCCGCCGCCCGUCGUCGAGGACGACGGCGGCAAGACGAAGAAGGGCAAGAAGGGCAAGAAGGCGCCGGCCAAGAAGAAGGGUGGGAAGAAGGGCGACAAGAAGGGCGCCGACGAAGCGGAGCCGCCGCCGCCGCCCGAGCCCAUGGGCGCCUUGCAGCACUCCGGCCACCGGGCCUCGUCGGAAACGCAUGCGGCUUUACUCACGCCGUUGCAGCACGCGGCGUCGGUGGGCCACCACGCCAUCGUCAAGGAACUGUUGCGGCGGGAGGCGCGGGCCGCGGUCGUCGCCGAGACCGAUGCUGGGGAUAGAAGGACGGUCGUGUCGCUCUGUGGGCGGGCUUUGUCUACCGAAGAGCCACCUGCUGAAGCGUUCGCUACAUUAUGUACGCUGCGGACGUAUCUUCAUUUACCACCUCCACUACCUCCCGCCAAAGGUGGUGGUGGUGCAGGUAAGAAGAAGGGCGGCGGCAAGAAGAAGAAGGGCGGGAAGAAGAAGAAGUAAGUAGCUUGUGACUGUGAUCUUCUCGUCGAUGGCGUGUUGCGGUGCUAG